AUGUUCUACAAUCACAAUAAUGGUAAAAUUGCUAUUAUAAUUGUGUAUGUAGAUGACAUUAUUAUGACAGGAGAUGACACAAUAGAGUUGGAGUCGCUGAAGAACUUCUUAUCCAACCAGUUUGAGGUCAAGGAUCUAGGACAACUCAAAUAUUUCCUUGGAAUGGAGGUGGCUAGAUCCUCAAAAGGUAUAGUUAUAUCGCAAAGGAAAUAUGUCCUCUCUCUCUUGAAAGAGACCGAUUUACUAGGAUGUAAACCAGUGGCGACUCCUAUUGAUCUGAAUCAAAAACUCGAAAAAGAAGAUGGUGUUGAGCCUAUGGAUAAGAAUCGAUAUCAGAAGCUGGUGGGGAAGUUGAUUUAUUUGGAUCAUACGAGACCAGAUAUUGCAUUUGCUAUGAGCUUGGUGAGUCAGUUUAUGCAUUGUCCCUCAGAGAAGCACUCCAAUGCUGUUUACAGGAUUCUGCAUUACUUGAAAGGAAGUCGGAGUAAAGGAAUCGUGUUUUCAAAGAAUGAAAGUCGAAGAGUGGAGAUCUUCACUGAUUCUGAUUGGGGAGGAAGUUCUACAGAUAGAAGAUCUACCACCGGUUAUUGCUCCUUUGUUUGGGGAAACUUAGUUACUUGGAGGAGCAAGAAGCAACCAGUUGUCUUUAGAAGUAGUGCAGAGGCCGGGUUAAGAGCCAUGGUGCAAGGAGUAUGUGAGCUGUUAUGGCUUUGA
This is a messenger RNA of Vicia villosa (hairy vetch), 714 nucleotides long. RefSeq lists its product as uncharacterized. NCBI's taxonomy places the organism in Eukaryota, Viridiplantae, Streptophyta, Magnoliopsida, Fabales, Fabaceae. The transcript has a single exon. Bases 1 to 714 code for a protein of 237 amino acids. The record is from RefSeq and is a predicted model, not a curated record.